Messenger RNA from Meloidogyne enterolobii, 345 nucleotides. Lineage: Eukaryota; Metazoa; Nematoda; Chromadorea; Rhabditida; Meloidogynidae. The record is from the annotation of a GenBank genome assembly.
AUGUCAGAAUUUGAACACCAAAGUGGAAAACCUCUAGACUGUUUGUGUAUGGCUCUUAAAAUAUACAAACAAGAAGUAACCCUUCGAUCUGGCGAGAAAAUAUAUAAAAUUGGGAUGAGCAUUGGUGGUGGAAUUGAUCAGGAUUGUAGCAAGUCAAUCUAUAAGGAUAAUGGGAUUUAUGUAACACAAGUCGAGCCUGAUUCACCGGCUCAGAAAGCAGGUCUGAAAGUGCAUGAUAAAUUGCUUCAAGUUAACAGGAUUGACUAUGUAAUGACAAUGAUUACACACAGGUUUUCUUUUUUAUUCGAUGUAAAUACGUUAUUUAUACAAAUAGUCGAGCCGUGA